Molecule: messenger RNA, 126 nt
Organism: Colletotrichum tamarilloi
Lineage: Eukaryota; Fungi; Ascomycota; Sordariomycetes; Glomerellales; Glomerellaceae
Exons: 1
Coding region: 1-126 (41 amino acids)
Source: RefSeq, a predicted model, not a curated record
AUGAGGAGUAUUCUGUCCAGGAUCAAUUGGGAUUCUGAGAUGAGACUUUCUGGCGGGAGUAGAAGGUGGAUCGAGUUGCAGGAGGUGAGGGUUGUUUGGGAAAAGCCUGCGUCGAAGAUGUAUUGA